CUCGCGGCCGCGCGCACCGGCAGUGGUAGAGAGUUUUGUGCUCGCGAGUUUUUUUUAAGAGGCCCCCCCUGGAAAACAUGACGGCCGAGAGGCAGCCUGAGGAGGGGGAGACGGGGACAGAAGGUGACCGCAGCACGGCCAGUAACGAUGACAUCACUCAAGCUGUGGCCCUUCUUGCCAAUAAAUAUGCCAGCGAGCCUGAUGCGACCGCCCUGCCAGCAGAACCCAGUGACACGGAAGGAUGCUCUACAGUUAAUCAAGAAACUUCUGGGGAGGACGACGUUUCACAUAAGGAUGAACUCCAGACGGCUAUCGCCCUAAGCUUACUGGAGGCUGCAAACCAUCAACCAGAAGAAAGAGAUUUUAGCAGGUCUCGUGAACAACAAGCCACUGAAAGUAAAUGCAGAACAAAGAGGAAACGCUGUGAAGUUUGGGGAGAUCACCCGAAUCCCAAUGACUUGCGAAGGGACGGGGACUGGCCCGUAGGACUGAAGAACAUCGGGAACACGUGCUGGUUUAGUGCAGUAAUACAGUCUCUCUUCCACCUGCCAGAAUUUCGAAGACUUGUCCAAAGUUACAGCCUUCCUCAAAGCAUAUUUGAGACUUGCCAAAAUCGCAAUGAGAAAAGGAACAUUUCUUUUAUGCAUGAACUACAGUACCUCUUUGCCCUGAUGACUGGAUCAAAGCGAAAGUUUGUUGAUCCUUCUGCUGCUCUGGAGCUCUUGAAUGACGCGUUCUUAUCUGCUGAAGCACAACAGCAAGAUGUCAGUGAGUUCACGCACAAGCUCCUGGACUGGCUAGAAGACGCUUUCCAGUUGGCCGUUAAUGCAGAAAGCUCAAGUGAUAAAUUGGAGAAUCCAAUGGUGCAGCUUUUCUAUGGCACUUUUCUCACCGAGGGGUUCCGUGAAGAUAAAACGUUUUCAAACGUUGAGACAUUUGGCCAGUACCCGCUCCAAGUUAACGGUUUUUACAACCUCAGCGAGUGUAUUGAAGGUGCAAUGGUUGAAGGAGAAAUUGAGAAUCUUCAAACAGGCUCUUCAGUGAAAUACAGACAAGAGCGCUGGUUUACAAAACUACCUCCAGUGCUGACCUUUGAACUUUCACGAUUUGAGUUUAAUCAGUCAUUGGGACAGCCAGAAAAGAUUCACAAUAAACUUGAAUUCCAGGAGAUUAUUUACAUGGACAGGUAUCUGUAUAAGAACAAAGCUCUGAUCAGGAAGAAACGAGAGCAGAUCCAGAAGUUGCAAGGGUGUAUGAAUCAGCUGCAGCAAAGACUGGAAAGGUAUAUGAAAUACGGGUCUGGUCCUCACCGUUGUCCUCUCCCAGAGAUGCUGCAGUAUGUUCUGGAGUUUGCGAGCAGAAGAUCGGCAGCUGUCGGCCAUGAGAAUUCUUUGCUUCAUACAGAAGAUUCUGAUUCUCCAGAUACUCAGCCACUAGAAAAUGGCCUUCCCGGAGAAGAAGAUAUUGCCCCAUCUAAAGACACCUGCUGUCCUGCAGCCUCUCUGGUAUCAGAUGGUGCCUCCGUGCAGAGUAUGCGAAAGGAAACCGCACCAGGCUGUUUAGUUUCAGAAUAUCCUGCUCCUCGCACGGCUUCCGAGGAUGAGCUGCAUGCCGUGGAGACCUGCCUGCAGCGAUGGAGGACGGAGGUGGAUCAGGACAUACAAGAGUUAAAGAAUUGCAUCUCCAACAUUAGGAAAUCAAUUGAGAACAUUUAUGUUGAUCCUGAGCUGUCUGAGGUUCCCUACAGGCUGCAUGCGGUUCUGGUUCAUGAAGGUCAGGCUGAAGCUGGGCACUAUUGGGCUUACAUCUAUAGCCACAGCAGGAAUUCCUGGCUAAAGUACAAUGACAUAUCUGUGACAGAGGCCUCCUGGGAAGAGGUACAGAGGGACUCAUAUGGCGGAAUGCGGAAUGCUAGCGCUUACUGCCUUAUGUACAUAAACCGUAAACUACCAUACCUUAUAGCUGAUGCAGAUGCAGAAACAGGACAGCUGCUGGACAAGAUCGAUGCCCUCCCUCCCACUCUACGGCGCUACGUCAGAGCAGAGAACCGUAGGUUUGAGCAUGAAGCUGAGGAGUGGGAGGGGGCUCACUCAUGCAAAAUGUCCCAGAUGGAGCCGGCAACAACCUUCAGCUCUGACGAGUGCGCCGCAUAUUCUGAUGCAUCCCCUCAGAAGUGUGGCGAUUGCAGCAGGUCCUUAUCGUCUGAGCAUGCUAUGAUGACCAAAGAGCAGACCGCUCUAGCUAUUAAUAAAACCGCUGUAUCUUAUGAGCAGAACGGCGUGGAGGCUGCACUAAAAGAGCCGACAAAACCUGAGCCGGAGGAGAAAGGUCAACCAGCACCCAACCUCCCGGCUCAGGCUGGGGAAGAUCAGACAGACACUCAGCUUUCUGAAGUGGAUAUCCCCAGUGUGGGGAAGAUACUCGUUAGAUCUGAUGCUGAUGGUUAUAAUGAGGAGGUGAUGCUCUGCCCUGCUAUGCAAGGCGUUAUCCUGGCUAUACUGAAAGCCCGUCAGAUCUUUGAUCGGGACGGGCCAGAAGCAGCGCUUAUUAAGGCAUUCCGUGAAGAAUAUUCUCGUCUUUACAAAUUGGCUCAUGAAGACUCAACUCCAUCAAGUGAUCCACGUCUGCAACAUGUGCUGGUCUAUUUCUUCCAGAAUCAGGCCCCUGAACGUGUGGUUGAACGGACACUUCUGGAGCAGUUCGCUGACAAAAAUCUCAGCUAUGAUGAGAGAUCUAUCAGUAUUAUGAAGGUGGCACAAGCAAAACUCAAGGAGAUUGGGCCGGAUGACAUGGAUAUGAAAGAAUACAAGAAAUGGCACGAAGACUACAGCUUGUUUCGUAAGGUUUCAAUAUAUCUGUUAACUGGGCUGGAGCUGUAUCAGCAUGGAAAAUAUCAAGAAGCUCUCACAUACUUGGUCUAUGCCUAUCAAAGUAACAGUGAGCUCCUUAGUGUAGGGGCGAACCGUGGCGUGGAAGAGUCUAUAAUUAAGCUCUAUAGAAGGAAGUGUCUUAAGGACUUAAAUGAUACGGCGGCCAUUUUGUUUGAGAGCGGUCAGGAAGAGCACGUGACUGAAGGCGUCGGCAUCAUGAAUGACUUAAUAAUUCCCUGCAUGCAGCUUAUCUUCAAUAACAGUACUUCCCAGGAAGACCUGGCCGCCAUAGAAGAAAUGAGAAGUCGCUGGUGCUCCUACCUAGGACAAGAUCUAGAUGACAACCUGCAACUGAAGUUGGGGGAGUUUCUCCCACGGCUGUUAGACUGCUCCAACGACAUUAUCGUACUGAAGGAACCUCCGAAAAUCCGUCCGCACUCACCUUACGACCUGUGCAAUCGUUUCACUGCAGUCAUGGAAUCCAUACAAGGGGCAUCUGCUGUAACUGUGACAUAGUGCUGGGGUUUACUUCUCGUCCCAGUACUAGACAAAAGAUUAUUAUUAAGACUAAGCAAAAUAUUAUCAAUAAGAUCAAAGCUGUACAACAUUGUGUAUUCACAUAGCAUUAACUACCUAGUCUUUUAUAUUUAAAGCCUUAUGAACGAAGGUAGAAACCACUGGUGCCUUAGUGCAUGUGAACCACUGAUUCUAUAGGUAGGGCAGUGACCCUGAUGCUUUUUAGGUUUGUCGUCAGCACUAAUCUGUGUGUGUGUUUGUAUAGAGACCGUUCUGGGUAUAUAUGGAUUUGUUGUGUGUGAAAGUCUUGAGAUCUCUACAGUCAAAAACAAAGUAAUUAAAAAAAAAUGGUCUCUCCUUGUAGAAAUAUUUAUUCAUAUUUGUAUUUUUUUUUUUAAUUGUUGAAAAUGCAAACGAUGCACAUUGUAUAAACUUAUGUUUGUCUUUUAUCCCCCAAAUCUUUACCAAAGUGUAUCCGUCUCGCUCUCAUUAUCCGUUUUCUUUUAACAGUUCCCGUUUCUGUAAGUAAAUGACAUAUACACUACACCCAAAUCUCACUGUUGAGAAAUGUCGUCUUAGGAGGGAGAGUUCAUUAUUUAGCGCUGAUAAACCACAUUACCCCCUUUAUAAAGGAUCUGAAUCUUCAAUUCUUAUGUUUAUUUCUACGUGCGCAAAUCCUCUUCAGCUUGUGCCUCUGGCUUCCCCGUAUGAUGCUUUUUUAUUUAAAUUAGCUGCAGGUGGUUCUGCCAAUCCUCUCCCUAAGCUUUCACUCAGCAGUUGCAUCUCUCUUCCUGUCACAGCGUACGGUACUGAUCGCUGUCCGUGAGGGCUUGUGCAGUUAGAGCUAAACAUGAGAACUGAAGAUUUGGAUCCUUUUUAAGGGGGUAAUGUGGUUUAUUGAUGCACAUUUUUUUAUGACUGUUGACUGUCCGUAUAAAGCAGAGGGAUUCUGAACAAAGUUAAAUUAUUUAUGUUGCUUGAACAAAUUAGGUGCAGAGAAUUAAUGACGGGCUGUUUGUGGCCUUAGAUUAUUAGGGUUGAAAAGCUCUGGGUCGUUAUCUAGCAAACUGAUUAUGCUUCUGAAUCUUUGGAAAUAGAGUGUUGGGGCGACUGACGUUUCCAGCUCCAUCCUGAACACAAAACCUAGAUUUUAUUUGAGUUUGCAAACCACCCCCAACAAGGCACUGUAUGGUGGUGAUACCCUUUGUUGCUGUGCAGCAUUGAGCCUUAUUCAUCAUUGAUAUGAAACUCGAAAACAUAUUUUAUUUCAAUAAUUGAACAGUGCUGCUUUAUUCAGUACUCUUGCUAAUGUGUGUUUAUAAAAGGUAUAUUGAGGGAAACUACUGUAUAAACUGAAUCAAAAAUCAUUAGUGCUGAGAAAUGUGUUUUAUUUUCAACAAAAUUCCACUGCCAUUUUCAUAAGUGCAUGUUAACGUGUACAAACACACACAUAUCUGGUGUCUUCUCAUGAACAUGUAAACAGAAUAUUCGUACAGAAGGUUGUACUAAGUUCCAACAUCGUGUGCUCGCAAGAUAUACAGUUACAGAUCAUUUUGCACAAAAUGGUUCAGGUCAGUUACAGGAUCUGGUUAACAAAAGUAUUUUAUAAGCCACUUAGUUUACUUGAACAGUAGCUGAUGUACCAGAUACCAUUGUUUUCAACCACCAGCAAAAGUAUAUUUUACUUAUGUGUUUAAGGUUGCCAAAUAGGAUGCUCACCAGAAGCAAACUCAGGAUGACUUGUAUUACUGUUACAGCAUAUACUGCCAUAUCUCUUUAAGCAACUCUAUGCUUAUAAACAGGUUGCUUGUGAUAAAUGUGUAUAGUGUUUGAUAAUUAUCAUUACAUGAAUCCAGUGUCGGGUUGAUGAGAGGUUAUCGUCCUGUACAGUCAGAGCUGCCUUCUACUGGAGGGCAAGAGAGGAAUCCUGGCAUUACACAGAUAAAACAGAGCAAAUGCACCUUCUAAAUUGCUCAGCUCGGAAUAAUUUGAACAUCCAUAUCUCUUGCCAAGCAAAUGACAGGAGCUGACUGGGUAAUGGAGAAUGUUUAGCCUGUGGGUGUGGGUAUUUCUGAACAAUCACACAACCAGCUGCACAAUUCCAAUUCAGCAGGAAAACGAGGUGAAAAAAGGGUAGUUUGUGAAGCCAAACACCAUUGGGAUUUGGCAAGGAAGGGAUAUAUUCUUGGCUCUCUUAUUUUGGAAACAGAGAGAAUAAAAGAAAAUAAGGGAGAAUUUAGUUUGGCGUCUACACAAUGAUCGCCAUUACGGCGAGCAAAAAAUAAAACCAGGACUUGAAAAGAUGUGUACGUAUCUAUAAUUACUUCCAUUUCUGUUUUUAGAGAUGGAGUUCUUCGUUAUUUUUUGAAUAAAAUAAAAGUACUGUUUCUCUGCUUUAAAAAUUCCCACAUGCAUUUGCCAAUGUUGACGCCAGCUGUGCCAAAAAUUCUUGUCACCAGCCUAAAAGGCAAACGUGUCUUUUUAUAGAUGCUUUUUUUUUAAUCUGAAUACUAUUUUCUCCUAAAUUUCUGUGGAAUGGGGAAAGCGGUUACAGUUAAGUUACUUUGUGAAAAUGCAAAAGUGAAUGUUAUUUGUUUGUAUGUUAAUAAAAAAUAUUUGUUUUUAUCUGA
Molecule: messenger RNA, 6016 nt
Organism: Bombina bombina (fire-bellied toad)
Lineage: Eukaryota; Metazoa; Chordata; Amphibia; Anura; Bombinatoridae
Gene: USP28
Product: ubiquitin specific peptidase 28
Exons: 25
Coding region: 78-3386 (1102 amino acids)
Biological process (GO): protein deubiquitination; DNA damage checkpoint signaling; regulation of protein stability
Cellular component (GO): cytosol; nucleus
Molecular function (GO): cysteine-type endopeptidase activity; cysteine-type deubiquitinase activity
Source: RefSeq, a predicted model, not a curated record